Molecule: messenger RNA, 1356 nt
Organism: Aureobasidium namibiae CBS 147.97
Lineage: Eukaryota; Fungi; Ascomycota; Dothideomycetes; Dothideales; Saccotheciaceae
Exons: 3
Coding region: 1-1356 (451 amino acids)
Biological process (GO): late endosome to vacuole transport via multivesicular body sorting pathway; vesicle budding from membrane
Cellular component (GO): multivesicular body; ESCRT III complex; cytoplasmic side of plasma membrane
Source: RefSeq, a predicted model, not a curated record
AUGAACGACCUUGUAGACUUCUUACGCGCACAUGAGGAGGCUUUCCGUAGUCGCAACCGCCUUCAAUCUCUCUACUCGGACUUCCGCUUACAGAAGACAUCGAACCCGGACGGAUAUCAAGCCAACUCUCGAGCUUGGCUACGUGGCCUGACUGCUGCCGCACGCGCUGGCCGACUACCACCAGCUUCAACAGGGCCCGGACAACAAAGUCACGUCGUCUUUGGGAGUGGUGAGGAGCUGUCGCGCGCCUUGAACUCUCCGCAGUGGGGUCGACCGCUGGCUCUAGGUGCUGUCAUCCAGGACGCUGUAGAGAAGCGCGAGUUCAUUCCUCUGGACGACUUCUUGAAUGCGACUAAGAGUAUUUACGCAAAGACCUGGAUCCCGUCACCAUGGCAGGUCGUCAGCUGGGGUCUCAAGCAGGUUGGAGUCGCCUCAUUGUUUGGAGCGUCAGACAAGCUCUCGGUUGGCAAUCUUGUCGUCAUGUCGAAUGUUGAGGAAGCAGCGAAUGCGAUCAUAGCAAAAGCCUCUCAACUCGACCAGUCAACAACCUCUCUCGUCUUCUCCCGUUCGCUCUUCGAGUCAGAAUUCGCUCAUGUCCUUGACCCGACACAACAGCCUGAGGCUGCCUUGAGCACCACCGACUUCGACAUCCUCCUCCGUUACCUUUCUCGCGACAAACCCUGCCUCUCUAUGAACUCUUCAUCCAUCAAACUGAAAUCAGUCUCCGAAUCCGUACCGCAACCCAUAACUCAACAAGACACCGACAUCGCAAAUUUGCGCACCCUGAUCAACGCCUUGGAAACACAAGUAUCGGCCCUCACAGACCGUAUAAACACCCUCGACAUAUCCGCCCGCGAAGCCGUCGCGGCUAAACGCACAAUCCAAGCCAAGUCCGCCCUCCGCAGCAAAAAGCUUGCAGAAACCACUCUAAACACCCGCAGUGCCACUCUUUCACAGCUAGAAGAGACGUAUACCGCCAUCCAAACAGCUGCGGAUCAAGUGGCCAUCGUGUCUGCCAUGUCUGCCUCUGCAAACGUGUUGAAAUCUUUGCAUGCAGAGGUUGGCGGUACGGAAGGUGUCGAGGAAGUUGUGGAUCGCUUGAGGGAUGAGAUGGAGAAUGUGGAUGAGGUUGGACGUGUGAUCAAUGAGGCCAGCACUUCAAAGGUCGAUGAGGAAGAUGUGGAUGAAGAGUUCGCAGCUAUGGAGAGAGCAGACAAGGAGAAGAGGGAAAAGGAAGAGGCGGAGAGGACAGCAGCCAGAUUGGCAGAAUUGGAGGGAUUGGACAAGCAGAGAGAUGUCGAGAAGAGCCAGGAAGAGACAAACACGCGGAGAGAGAUGCAGGCAGAGACUGUAUGA